AAGGUGAAAGGUGAAUUAAAACGAAACGUCUGGCAGGUCUUCACAAGGAACAGAUUUCUCAGCAGCUUGCAGCAAGGAGGCGUUUAGUGAAAUGGUUUGCAGUUGAAUGUACUGAUUGCCUGCUUCUACUGGAGACAGGACUAGGAGACAGCCCAGCACUGAUGAGGACUAAGGAAUGACAUGUCUGUCUGUAAACAAAUGUCAUGGCAAGAGACCACUCUGUAGUACACAUUGUAAUGAGGCAUGACAAAUAGGAAAUGUGUACUAGGAAGAGAAGGGAUUCCUGAGGGAGAAAUAGAAGGCACUGAAAAGAGAGCUAUUUUCUAAACUCCAGCAGAAAAGCCAAAGUCCUUCCUAAGGAGAGCCACGCAGAACUGACUUUAAACAGCAUGGCAUACGUUCUCAUUAUAGCUUUGCUUUUCCUUGGACUUCAUACAUUUGCAUCUUUGGCUACAGAUACAAGUCAGCCAAGGCUUCGCCUGUCUUAUAAAGAGCUGUGGGAUUUAAACAGAACCUCAGUCUUUCAGAGUCAACUUCGAACUCUUGACCUACGUACUAUGUAUUUGGAUGAGUAUCAAGAAAGAUUGUUUGUAGGAGGCAGAGAUCAUGUAUAUUCAUUAAGUCUGGAAAAUAUCAGUGAAAAAUCUAAAGAGAUACAUUGGCCAAGCUCAGAACAGCAAAUUGAUGACUGCUACAGAAAAGGAAGAGAACAGAGAGAAUGUGCAAACUUUAUUCGAAUUCUUCAUCACUACAAUCGGACUCAUAUUUUGGCUUGUGGAACAGGAGCAUUUGAUCCAGUGUGCACCUUUAUAAGAGUUGGACUCAGGUCCCAGGAACUUGUAUUCCAACAAGAACUCCAAAAAGUUGAGAGAGGGCGAGGCCGAUGCCCCUUUGACCCAGACUCAUCUGUGAUUUCAACAUUAGCAGGCGGUGAAUUAUUUGUCGGCCUUUACAAUGAUUUCUGGGGAAGAGACGCUACUUUAUUCAGGAGUAUGGGGCAUCUGCCAUAUAUAAGAACAGAGCAUGAUGAUGAUCGCAUCUUAAAAGAGCCCAAGUUUGUGGACUCCUUCUUGAUUCCAGACAAUGAAGACAAGGAUGACAAUAAAAUAUACUUCUUUUACACUGAAAAGGCAAUAGAAGGAGAUGGAAUCCACGCUCUUUAUUCUCGAGUAGGACGAGUCUGUGCGAAUGAUGUUGGAGGACAAAGAAUGAUGGUGAACAAGUGGACCACUUUUCUUAAAGCCAGACUGACCUGUUCAGUGCCUGGUCGCAAUGGAAUUGACACACAUUUUGAUGAACUUGAGGAUGUAUUUUUAAUGCAUAAUAGAGAUGCAAAGAACCCAGAGAUCUUCGCACUAUUCAGUACCACAAGCAAUAUUUUUAAAGGGUAUGCGGUUUGUGUUUAUCAAAUGUCCAGCAUACGUGAAGCCUUUAAUGGCCCCUAUGCACACAAGGAAGGACCAGAAUACCACUGGACAAUGUAUGAGGGCAAAGUUCCUUACCCAAGGCCUGGCUCAUGCCCAAGCAAAGUGAAUGGAGGUCACUAUGGAACCACUAAGGAUUAUCCAGACGAGGCCUUGCGGUUUGCAAGAAGUCAUCCUCUGAUGUACGAACCCAUUAAACCAAUACAUAAAAGACCAAUUCUUGUAAAAGUUGAUGGAAAAUACAACCUAAAACAAAUUGCUGUGGACAGAGUACAAGCAGAGGAUGGACAAUAUGAUGUAAUGUUUCUAGGAACAGACAAUGGAAUUGUACUGAAAUCUAUCACAAUUUACAAUCAAGAAACAGAAACAAUGGAGGAAGUUAUUCUUGAAGAACUUCAGGUGUUUCAGAUUCCGGAGCCUAUUGUUGCAAUGGAGAUUUCUGCAAAAAGACAGCAACUGUACAUUGGAUCCAAAUCGAGUGUGGCCCAAUUAAAGCUUCAUCAGUGUGAAAUAUAUGGUACAGCAUGUGCUGACUGUUGCCUUGCACGCGAUCCCUACUGUGCUUGGGAUGGCAUGUCUUGCACCAGGUAUUUCCCCAUUGGAGUACACUCUAAGAGACGUUUCAGAAGACAGGAUGUCCGACAUGGCAAUGCAGCUCAGCAGUGUUCAGGACAACAUUUUAAUGGAGAAGGUGUAAGAAAGACUGAGGAGUAUACAGUAUAUGGUGUUGAACAUAACAGCACUUUAUUGGAAUGUAUGCCUCGUUCCUUACAAUCUAAAGUCAUCUGGUUUGUGCAGAAAGCACAAGAAGGAAAGAAAGAUGAGGUGAAAACAUGUUGACAGAGUUAUAAUGCGGAGUUUGGACAUUCUUUUUCUAAAAAAUACAUAAAUCAGAUGCUGGGAUCUAUUAUUGCCAAACUGUGGAGAAUUCUUAUGUCCAUAUAAUUAGAAAAAUGACUCUGGAAAUUGUUGAAGAAGAACGUGUUGAUGACAUGUUUCACAAAGAAGAAGAGGAAGAAGUUAUGCUCCAAAAAAUGCCAUGUCCUGGACAACCAAGCAUCCCCCAGUCAUCCAGACAAUGGUACAAAGAGUUCUUGCAGUUGAUUGGAUAUAGCAAUUUUCAAAAAGUUGAAGAAUAUUGUGAAAAAGUAUGGUGUCCAGAUAAGAGGAAGAGGAAACUAAAAAUGUCUCCAAAUAAAUGGAAACAUGUAAACCCACAAGAGCGUAAGUCACGUGGGAGAUCUGACCACCACCGCAUGCCAAGACACAUACUGCAACCAUAAGUUUUGUAUUUGAAAUGGCUUAAGACUCUAAAAGCAAUAAUUUACAGGGUGAUGUAGAAAACUGAGUAUCUUUAAUUACCCUUUUAGGUAGAGCUUAUGAAACAUCAACAACAUAUUGACUGGUUUGGCAUUAUGUAAAUAUUUCGUAUAUUUUAUUAAACUGUUUAAUUUUAAAUAUGUUUAUAUCCAUAAUUUAAUAUGGAUUUACUGGAUUUACUUCUGUUUUGUAUAUUAUAACCAAAUGAUCAUUUUCUUAAAUUGUUUACAACUGUAUGAAAGGCUACUUUCCAAGACGUGAGCAAAUAUGGAGAGUCUGCAAACUGUACAAAAUGUAAUUAUACAUGCUUAUCAUUAAAAAGGGUUGAAAGAGGACAGAAGGUCAUUAGGUCCCGUAUGUUAUUCAAUCUGUAAGUGUGGUACUGAAUAUUAAGUUAUAUUAGUCCAAGAAAGACAAAACAAUAUUCAAGAGCCAUCAACCAUGGUUACUGAAGGAGAAGGAAAAACUCUCACUAGACUUUUUAUGGUACCUGGCAACCUGAUUAUAACUAAGUGAUUUUACCACGUCAUGACCCUCAUAGCAAAACAUAUAUUUACCUUCUGACUGUGAAGUAUGACUUUCAUGAAGACUAAGCAUCUGUCAUAUAAACA
Molecule: messenger RNA, 3355 nt
Organism: Bufo bufo (common toad)
Lineage: Eukaryota; Metazoa; Chordata; Amphibia; Anura; Bufonidae
Gene: SEMA3E
Product: semaphorin 3E
Exons: 17
Coding region: 390-2264 (624 amino acids)
Biological process (GO): negative chemotaxis; semaphorin-plexin signaling pathway; neural crest cell migration
Molecular function (GO): chemorepellent activity; semaphorin receptor binding
Source: RefSeq, a predicted model, not a curated record